AUGCCAGAGAGUCGAGAUACAAGCAACGAGGGGGAAUCACGUGAUUCGAUACCGUUGCCAGAACAAGACACCGAAGAAAGCACCGAAGAGAGUUCAGAUGAUUCAGAUUAUAGCUACUAUGAAGAAAAUAAUAAUAAAAAAAGAAAAAGG
Molecule: messenger RNA, 150 nt
Organism: Dentiscutata erythropus
Lineage: Eukaryota; Fungi; Glomeromycota; Glomeromycetes; Diversisporales; Gigasporaceae
Source: the annotation of a GenBank genome assembly